Messenger RNA from Hydra vulgaris (swiftwater hydra), 4175 nucleotides. RefSeq lists its product as uncharacterized. The record is from RefSeq and is a predicted model, not a curated record. Lineage: Eukaryota; Metazoa; Cnidaria; Hydrozoa; Anthoathecata; Hydridae. Gene Ontology annotation, molecular function: zinc ion binding; DNA-binding transcription factor activity.
ACCACGCGGUUCGUAAUAACUUAUUUGUUGUUGCUUAUAUUUAUUCUUGAUAUUAAAAUGAAUAAAAAUGAUUCUCACCAAGAUUUUGAGCAUGAGUUGAAUGCAAACUUUGAUACAUCAACUCCAGUUUCAAAUCCAACUUCAGCUAUGGAAACAAAGCACAUUUUAGCGACAUAUGCUGAUGUUUGUGCCAAAAUAAAAGAACAUGAGUUAUUGCACACUGUUGGUUAUGUUGUAGGUUUUACAAGAAGUAUGGAAAAAAGCUUUGAAGAAAUAUUAAAGGCAAAUCACAGAGUAUUUUUUGAGGAUAAAGACGUUUCUUACACUGGAGUACCAUUCAUUGUUUCAUCAAAUGGUACACUUGACUGUCACCAUGGCAAAGAUAAAAAUAGUAAAGCUAAAGCUCUGUACAAAAUUAAAAAAAAUACAGAAGCAAGUUCAGAUCAUUCUUUCAAAAAAAAAAGAAUGAUUCCACAAAUUACCAAGAAGUUUGAUUGUCCCGCCAAAAUUUUUAUCAAAGAAAUUAUUGAAUUUCCUGAGUUUAAGCUGGAUCGAGAUUCUACCAGGAUCAGGAAAGAAGUUUCAAAAAAAUUACAUUCAGCUUUGAUUUUAAAACAAACAGUUUUAAUGUGCAGAAAAUAUAUUUUGGUAAUUCCUGCAAUAUCUGCUCAUAGUAACCAUCUAAUUGGUGAUGCCUCAGGUCUUAAUCAACCCUUAUGUGAAGAACUUAUUUUAAAAAUUGGUGAGUUGGUCAGAACGGGUGUCAGUUCUGUUACUGAAAUGAGACGUCAUCUGAAGACCUUUCUUCAGAUGGAAUUUAAUUCUAAUAACAUGCUGCAAAAGACAAACAAACGAUUUUUCCCAAGUGAUAAGACCAUUGCAAAUCACAUGUUGAUAGCUAGACGAAAACUUCGCAAGUCCAUGAUAGAUCAAGAAUGUCUUUGGGAAAAAAUAAAUGAUUGGAAAAUUAAUUUUCAAGAUGCAAUGAUAAAAUUUAGACCAAAGGGAGGUAAUUCAGAAGAUAAUGAUCUUAAAAAUUCUUUGUUGUUUGUAUAUCAAGAUAUAUGGCAAAGAAGAUUACUAUUAAGAUAUGGGAAUGAGCUUGCUUUUCUUGAUGCUACAUACCGAACAACCAGAUAUGCACUACCUCUUUUUUUCCUCGUCGUUAAAACUAACAUUAAUUACCAAAUUGUUGCUAUAUUUGUGUGUGAACAUGAAACCACCGAAUCUAUUAAAGAAGCACUUAUGUGCAUCAAAGAAUGGAAUCCUUUAUUUCAACCAAAGUUUUUUAUUACUGAUUAUUCUAAUGAAGAAAUAAAUUCACUUGAAUCUGUGUUUUCAGGUUCUACAGUGUUUAUUUGUGAUUUUCAUCGAGAACAAGCUUGGGAACGAUGGCUUUCUAAAACUGCUAAUGGAUGUUGCAUGGUGAAAGAUGUAGUUAAAGAUAAGCUUCGUGAAAUUGCACAUGCAAAAACAAUUGAGACUUGCCAAAAAGCUGUUGAGGCAUUGGAGGAAUCAAAAGAGUGGCAAAACAACCCAAAACUUGUAGAGUAUUUGAAAAGCACUUGGCUAUGCAUUCAAAAGCGCUGGGUUGUUGCAUAUAGGAAAGAUCGUAUCUUGUUGGAUGUCAACACCAACAAUGGAACUGAAAGACAGAACCUAUCUUUCAAAUACAGUUUUUUAGAAAAAAGAAAGAAUUCUUCUCUAACAACUAUGCUUAGUAUUUGCAUAGAAGAAUUUCUUCCUCACAAAUACGACAAUUAUUGUGAUGAAAAUAGAAGAGCACAUUCCUCACAUAGAAAAUAUGAUGAUAAAGUUCCAGCAUAUUUGAUUGAUCGUCCACCAUCUUUAGUCAAACAUUGUAUGGCAUUGAUUGAUAAAUUACAAGGUGUGGAUUUGCGGGGCAUAACUGCUGUGACAGACAAAUUAUACAAUGUAGCUUCUUUUAAUUCAAAUAGUAGAGAGAUUUACCAAUGCUACCUUGGUGAUUCUGAAUGUCUGCCAGCUUGUUCUUGUCCUAGUUGGUUUCGUACCUCAUAUCCAUGUAAACACUUUCUUGCCAUUUUUCUAAAAGAGAAUCUCUCUUGGUCUGCAUUUGGCACUGCAUAUGCAAAUUCUCCUUAUUUCAAGCUGGAUUUGUUUUUAGAUGAAAAUAGUUUAGCUCAUUCCAAUAAGGUUUCAUUAUAUAAUAUUCAAUAUGAACAUGUUGAACCGCUACACAUAUCCUCUCUUAUUAAACAUAGUGAUAAGGAAGUUCAAAAUUUUAAUUAUGUGCAUGUAAAUAGUAGUCAGAGUUUGAUUGCUAAAAACUACAGUAAUCAUACCUCUGCAAGCUGUCGUGAGCUCUUAAAUGAAAUUAAACAAAUGAGUUACUUAUGUGACUCUCAACAAGCUAUUGAUAAUUUGUUUGAAGGGCUUUGUCAACUUAAAACGCAUUUAGCAGAAAGUCUUCCAGUAGAACAAGGAAUUCUGCUGCGUCCAGAGAUUCAACCUGAUACUUGGAAUAAGUCACACACAAAUUCACCAAAACUUAGUCUUCUCCCUGUGCGGCGUAAAAGAAAAAUGACUAAGCGUGUUGGUGUUAAAUAUGACAAAUAUAAAGCAGCUGCUAAUAUUAGUGUGAUGGCUGAAAAGGAAAGUUAUAGUUCUGAAAUUGUCACAAGUCACUCAAUUGAUGAAAACUAUGAAAUUUUUAUGGUUCCUAAUGAAUCAAUUGAUAUCAUGGAACAUUUAACUGAUGAUAGUAACAACUCUGUUGAUAUGACUGUAAAUGAAGAUGUUAAACAAGAUAGAAUAGUGCUGCAAAUUCAAAGUCUUAAAUCAUCUUUGAUUGGUCAUAAAGAACAAAAUGAUAUCAUAAAAGGACAUAUGCUUAAUGAUAACGUAAUUCACUUUUGUCAGCAACUUAUGGCAAUUCAGUUAAAUAUUGAUGUUGGACUGCAAGAUCCCAUUAAAGGACAAAUUUUAUCUUUUGAUAUCUAUACAAGUACUCCAUUUGUCCAAAUUCUUCAUGAUGGAAAUCUUCACUGGUUAUGUGUAACCACAUAUGACUGUAAACCAGGGGAGAUAUAUGUUUUUGACAGCCUUUUCCACGGUACAAUCAGCUUAGAGACAAAAAGGCAAAUUUGCAAUAUUUUGCAUUGUCAAGAAAAAAAUCUUGUUUUUAAAGUUUUGCCAGUUCAACAGCAAACAAAUGGUGUGGAUUGUGGUAUUUAUGCUAUUGCCUGGGCUCGUCAGAUUCUUGAAACAAAAAGUCUACCAUCAACAAAUCUAAUGUUUGAGGAAAGUGAAAUUAGAAGUCAUCUCCUAAAAUGUAUAUCAAAUAACCAGAUAGAGAUAUUCCCAGCAACUAAAAAUCCUUUUUCCUUUAGAAGAUGUGCUGCUAAGACUUUUCGUGUUCCUCUGCAUUGCUCUUGUCGUAUGUUUUGGGUGCCUGGAGACGAAGACAUAUAUAACAGGCAAAUGGCACAAUGCUGUGCUUGUAGUAGAUGGUUUCAUCGUGAAUGCGAAAAAAUUCCACUAAGUGCCUAUGAGCAGGAAGAUGAAAUUUGGAACUGUAAUGAUUGCCACAACCAGUCAAAUAAAUAAUAAUAAAACAAUAAUACUGUUAUACAGCACAGGUAUAUAAUUUUUAAUAUUACGGACUGUUAAUGUCGAACAGUCAUAAUUACUUGCGUAACAUCCAAAUAUACAAUAUUAAAAAAAAAUGAUUUUAGUUUAGGUUGAUAAUAUUUAAUUUAUGCAGACUAUACUUGAUUUAAUGUAAAACUUUUAUGUUGGGAGGUCAAUAACAUUAACUGACCAUAAACAUUACAUGUAGUAUUAUGUUACUUUAUAUAAAUUUUAUUUUAUUAUAAUGCACGUACUCCACACAACAACCUUGCUUUGCAAAAUGCCUAGAAAAUACAAUUCUUAAAAUGAUUUGCCAUAAAGUAAUACCACUGAUGGCAUUGUACUGAAAUCCAUGCCAAAAUUUUAUAAUAGGUAUCAUUUCAAAAUAGUGGUGGCCUCCAUGUUAGCUUAAUGAUUGGUAUUCUUGCAAAAGAAUUAAACGGCAUGUCAUUAAAAAGAAAAUGAAGAUAUCGAGCACGAUUUCUUUUCGUAAACUUGAGACAUGUAUUUUAUUUACAUAUAAUUAUAAUGUGUGUGUAUAUAUAUAAUGGCGUAGUAAGAAA